AGGUGUUAUUAACUGUGUCCCGUGUCAGCCUCCACUCCCACCUCUGUAAAAAGACAAUAGGAAGUGACGGGGGAAAAAAAAAGAAAGUGAUGGGAGAGGCGGGUGGUGGAGGCGGUCCUGCUGGGCUCCUGGCUGCCCUGCUUCUCUCUGCCCUGGGUGGGGAAGUGCCUUUUCCACAGGACAUCAAUGCAAGCCUGAAUAAGAAAAAGAAUUUCUCCCUCCGAAGCCAUGGCACAUCACUGGUACAGAAAUACCACUUCGGGAAACAGUCUUCAGGAGAGCCUCGAUGAGCUCACACAGUCUCAACAGAUUACCCCCCAACUUGCCCUUCAAGCUCUACUUCAGUUUGAUAAGGCUGUAAAUUCACUGCUGGCACAGAGGGUCAGAAACAGAGUCAACUUCAGGCAGAGCUAUGGCUCUCUAACCACAUACAGAAUUGGUGAUAAUGUGUGGACUUUUGUACCGAAUGAUGUUGAAUUCAGCAAGGUGACAGCACUUAUUAAAGUGGAUAAGGUGAAAAUUGCAGCCUGUGAUGAUGAAAAUACUGGCUCCAAUGCUAAAGAAUGA
Hippopotamus amphibius kiboko is the source of this 567-nucleotide messenger RNA. Its product is annotated as transcription initiation factor IIA subunit 2-like. Gene Ontology annotation, biological process: RNA polymerase II preinitiation complex assembly; transcription initiation at RNA polymerase II promoter. The coding region runs from base 229 to 567 and encodes 112 amino acids. Gene Ontology annotation, cellular component: transcription factor TFIIA complex. Gene Ontology annotation, molecular function: RNA polymerase II general transcription initiation factor activity; TBP-class protein binding. The transcript is spliced from 2 exons. Lineage: Eukaryota; Metazoa; Chordata; Mammalia; Artiodactyla; Hippopotamidae. The record is from RefSeq and is a predicted model, not a curated record.